AUGAUUGAUAGCAAACUUUAUUUUGAUUUCGUGAGACAAGCGGGUAGCCCAGACCCAGCGACAAAACCAGCACUUAUGGCAAUGGUGAAGCAGAGUUUCGGUUCGAAUACUGCUAAGAAUUGGGAACAGGUGGAUCCCUAUACUCAAGUAAUACUCUACACCAGUCAUUUCUUCAAAAAUAAUGCGAUCGAUGAAGCCACUCGGAAGUUGCAUAUCUUCGGAUGGAUUCGAUACGGGUUUACUCGUGAUGAGGUAUUAUAUAUAUUGAAAUUUGCUGGGUUCACAGAACCUGACAAGAUUCGGUAUAUGCAAUUAUACGACAACUACGUGUUAAAAUCGGAGACCAUGACACUUUUAGGUUUCCAGACCUUAUACAUCAAUGAUUAUGGUCAAAGGGAUAUCCGUUCUGCCAACUUGGUAGCAUGCAAAGAAUUGAUAAAGGAACUCCACAAAGAAACGCUCAGCGUUGGUCUAGCGACCUCGAAGAACGGCGACUGGGAAGUUCUUUUCGACAUGUGGAUCAAAGCCGGCUACGAACGGGUCAAGGUGGAAAACAUCCUUGCACGAUGUAUCGAUCGGCCGUUUUGCGUCUAA
Molecule: messenger RNA, 594 nt
Organism: Plasmopara halstedii
Lineage: Eukaryota; Oomycota; Peronosporomycetes; Peronosporales; Peronosporaceae
Exons: 2
Coding region: 1-594 (197 amino acids)
Source: RefSeq, a predicted model, not a curated record